GUCUUGUCUGGCUUAAUACUGCUCCCUAGGGGGUGAUUCGCCUGGCUUGCACCGUCGUCGCAUUCUCCUUUGAUCUUUGCGCGACUUCAUUCCUGUACAUGCAUACAUCAUCGCGAGUCCGGUAGGCUGUUUGGCCCACAACCUCAGAAUCUCCGUCGAUAAUUUUAAUGCCGCCACCGACUGAUGGGACCGAUCCAGUCCUGCGGUUGGGGGAUGCCCCGAGGAUGCCCAGUGGGAGACAUUCAUUUGUAUCCUCCGCCGGGCAUCCCGACGCACUGCUUUUUUCCGACUCUGGACCUUCGCUUUGUACCACUGGUCGAGACUUUUUUUUACCUUCUCCUCGACCAGGUAUAUAUUUUUACCAACACUUUUUACUUUUUCAUUCGUGUCAAUCGCUCACACCACGGCGCCAGUUGGUUGAAACGGGAAAAAUCAUCGUGGCGCCCUUUUUGCAUGCACUCACUCGCUGUGCUUUAUUUAGAAGGGGAAAGGGGAUGCUUUGGACGGUUUGGUUUACGAGCUUGGCUUGGCAUAUAGAGGGUUCGAGUUGUUUGUCCUGGAACAUAUGGGAUUCGAGGGACCAAGUGUCCCGACGACAUCAAGGAGGAAAGGGGGUACCACCUACGUCUUUCGACCGGCCUUCAUCAAUGGCCCACUACUAUGGAACACCUACACCAUCACCACUACCACUACCGCCACGACCACCCACCUGUCCGGGCAUCCUCGGCUCAGCCGUCGGAUCCAAUCACAUCUAUCUCCUGAUCGAUCUCAGAUUCACUGAAUGGGCAGAAGACAGAUCCCACAUUUCGUUGAUUCCGAAGAAUGUGGUCCUGAUCUGACGACGGGUGGAAUCCUCCUCAUCAUCUCUUUUCCACCUUUUUUUACACUUUUUUUUCUUUCCAUAGUAGCUAUUCUUAAUUCUAAACCGAUAGCGUUAUGACUUAUGAAAUGAAACAUUGUUGAAAUCAGCA
Aspergillus candidus is the source of this 971-nucleotide messenger RNA. RefSeq lists its product as uncharacterized. The record is from RefSeq and is a predicted model, not a curated record. Lineage: Eukaryota; Fungi; Ascomycota; Eurotiomycetes; Eurotiales; Aspergillaceae. The transcript has a single exon. The coding region runs from base 168 to 839 and encodes 223 amino acids.